CUUUGUCGUUUUCCUGCAGACCUUUGUUUGUGCCUGUGCAGUUCGGGAGUUGCCCUCAUUGCUAAACAUUGGGAACUAUACUUCGUUGCUGUGACGACUAACGACUCUGACGACUCACGCGCUCUGACGACCUUCCACCUUGAAUCAAGUUCUGAGCCUCGACUUCAACCCAAUCCACGUGUACCUUCGGAUUUCCUCACGUCUAUCACCAAAUGGCUCUCUUCGAACGCAAACCUUUUGCUGAGCUUGGUUCUGAUAGACUCAAGACUCUUGCAAGUGUUAAAAACAGACAGAAUGGUCUUCUUCUCUCUGAAACUUCUCCAUCCUUCAAACAACAGCAAUUCGCUUCCUCUCCAUUCAAACAACAGCCACUCCAAUCUCCAGCUGCAGCUCGCAAACGGAGAGCGCCAUCCGCCUUUGAGGACCCAGAAGAAGACUGCGAGAACCAGGACCCCUCCCUCUUCUCCCCCACCAAGAAAUCAAAAUCCAUUGACGGCGUCUCCAAACCCUCUCACUUCUCCCUCUCCGUUGUCUCUUCUCCAAGCAAGCACCACUCCACUCCCACCACUCCCUUCUUCACAACACCUCCUGUCCCCUCGGUCCGCAAAGCUCUCUCCUCUCAAAAGCCCAGAACCACGAACUCCACUCCUAUUUCCCUGACCCGCGGCUCCCCCAAGCAUAAACGCGUCGGCCUCCUAUCCAAACGGCGGGCGUCCAGCUCGCCCUUCAGACGUGUGGAUCCACCUUCCUUCACUCCUAGCAGCACCCCUGGCGCUAGCCUCCCCUUCUCCAUCGACGCCGCGCUCAAAGGCAGUAUUCCGGACUACACCCCCAAAUCUAGCAUCUCCCACUCUGCACCCAAGGAUGUUUCCCCUCUUCCUCUCUCGCUCCCCGUCUCAGGUCCCACCGGCGCUGUACCGCACGCCUCCAUGCCCUCGUCCUGGUUCUUCGACAUCUACCAGGAUACGGCUGAUGAAGAAGCUGCCAUCUUUAUGGAGCAUUCUGCCUCUAUUCUGGACAUCAGCUCCGACGAUGAGGAAGAGGUGAAGAAGAGGGCGACUGAGGAGUUGGGGAAAGAAAAUGUACCUCCGGAGGGAUUCGUACCGGCUACUUGGGCGAGGGGAAUGGUGGAUGGGGAACUUGUGCAGACACCCGCGACGGAGGAAGCUACGAAGAUUGGGAUGGUUGAGAAGAUUAAGGCGGUGUUGAAGGACGAGAUGGAUGUGGAGGUGAAUCGGAAGCCUUUGAGGGCGUUGGCGGUGGAGGACUUCUACCCGAAGAGCGAGAAGCAGGAAGAGGAGGAGGAGGAGGAGGAGGAGUGGGAGGAGGAGUAUGAAGAGGAAGAGGAGGAAAAGGUGUGGGCGAAGUCGUCGGUUAGACCGUCCGGGUUGUCGAAGGAAUUCAGCUUCAGUGUUGAGGCGAGAGAGAGGGAGGAGGCUGCGAAGGAGGCGGAGGGGAACAGUCCGGUUGAGGACAAGGUGGCUGACGUCGCUAGCACCACCGGUGGUCCCAUCGCACAUCAGGAAUCCAUCCAGAUCUCCGACGAAAAGGACGUACCCUCAUCCAUCACUACUGCGCCAAACGCACAGCCAACCACUUCUGUCGAGGACGCCACAACCCCUAUUAUCUCUGCCACUGAAGCCGCCCAGCAGAUCACUAUCCCUGCUGUGUAAGCUUGCCUCUAGGCCGAAGUUUCAUGUACUUCCGCAUAUGAGCGAAGACACCUCCCGCUUCAUGGACACAAUGUCUCCGUUGGCAUCCCAAAACUGCCGCCACUACCACUCCACACAGUUGUCCCCACUACCACGAUAGGAGCCUUCCUUCGCCAGCCCAAGCGAGCUGCUGAAUAGGUUCCUUCCUCGUGGUAGGAAGGUGGGCUGUGUUGGGAUGGCUAAGUGAAAGCGGGAAGUUUGUUGUCGACGUGGGGUUUGGUC
This is a messenger RNA of Westerdykella ornata, 1934 nucleotides long. RefSeq lists its product as uncharacterized. The record is from RefSeq and is a predicted model, not a curated record. The transcript is spliced from 2 exons. Bases 213 to 1673 code for a protein of 486 amino acids. Lineage: Eukaryota; Fungi; Ascomycota; Dothideomycetes; Pleosporales; Sporormiaceae.